Postia placenta MAD-698-R-SB12 is the source of this 738-nucleotide messenger RNA. RefSeq lists its product as hypothetical. Bases 1 to 738 code for a protein of 245 amino acids. The record is from RefSeq and is a predicted model, not a curated record. Lineage: Eukaryota; Fungi; Basidiomycota; Agaricomycetes; Polyporales; Adustoporiaceae. The transcript has a single exon.
AUGUUGUCUAUUCCAACUACUCAUCUGAGCCCUUGGCUGAGCUCGCUACGCAGUGUCAUUGAUGAUUCUGACUCCGACCUGGACUCCCCGCCGGCUUCGGACUUGGGCAGCGAUAUCUUUGACGACCACUCGGGGCUUCUGGGUAGUACUGAAACAAGCUUCAGCUCGCUUUUUCCAGACAACAGUCAAGAAGAUGUUUCUACGCAGCCAAAGACUACUGGCAGUACUUGCUUGUCACCACAUAGGCUACGUACACUGAAGUUCUGGCGGUACCUCGAGGAACAAGGCGACACCUCUGCUUGGAUCAAGGAAGUGCUUGCUUAUAUGCUCAGCAAGUCCAUUGAUCUCCCCAUACUUUUGCGUCUGCUCAGCUGGGGUGCUGAGGAGCUCAUCAAUGAUCCCUUCAUGCGUUUUGAAUGGACUGCUCUGAUGGGUAGCUCAGAGCUCAGCGAGUGCUUGGACGAGUGGUAUCUGCCAAACCGUAGUCAUGAACGAGGGGUCAAGACACAAGGCACGCACCAGACAUUGACUCACUGGGCAACCUCGUGUGUUGGUGACAUGGUCACCAAGGAGAUGGUGAAGAUCGGCAAGGUCCUGCAUUCUGAGCUGGAAGAGCUCUCAGAAGAAACUCUUUUGGCAGUCAAGUGGGAAAGCCUCACUAACACUACCAAGCAGGAGGCCCCCGUCCUGUGGCAGCUUCUCCGGCAAUGUGCUUGGACAGCCGAUCAAGACAAGUGA